Mycosarcoma maydis (corn smut) is the source of this 3663-nucleotide messenger RNA. Its product is annotated as dolichyl-P-Glc:Man(9)GlcNAc(2)-PP-dolichol alpha-1,3-glucosyltransferase. Gene Ontology annotation, molecular function: dolichyl pyrophosphate Man9GlcNAc2 alpha-1,3-glucosyltransferase activity. Gene Ontology annotation, biological process: protein N-linked glycosylation. Gene Ontology annotation, cellular component: endoplasmic reticulum membrane. The record is from RefSeq and is a predicted model, not a curated record. The transcript has a single exon. Bases 1 to 3663 code for a protein of 1220 amino acids. Lineage: Eukaryota; Fungi; Basidiomycota; Ustilaginomycetes; Ustilaginales.
AUGUCGGACGCUUUCACGUCUUGGCAAGAAAGGCCUGAGAGACUCCUGUUCCCUCACGACAGGAAGAACAAUGGCAAUGCCGCCGAGGACUCGUUUGGCGCCCACUCGACCGCACAGUGGAUUCAGGAGCAGAAACGAACAGCCAGCAGCCCAUCCCGCACUGACGAGCUUGAUCAGUACGGAAUUCCCAUCCACCCCUCGCAAUAUAGCGCUUUGCGUGCUGCUCCCGCAGCCACCACGAAAGCUGACGCAGUUCUUGACCGUUCGACUAGCUUGGCUCCGUCUUCAGCGUUUAGGUCGUCAUCGUCUUCGCGUCAUUUUCGCGGCUCUACGGCUACACAGAAUGCCGAGUCGGUGGAUGCUCGUACCUCACCGUCGUCCACCUUGCACGCGAUGUCGGUCGAUCCGUCUCCCUCGGCUUCUCGCAUUGCAGCACAGCCUGACGAUGCAGACGAGGACGAAUCCAUAGGCCUGCUUCUUGGCCAGUCCAAACGAAGAAGAGGUCGCAAGGACUCGUACUCGUCCUUCGGUAGCAGUGUGCUUCCUGUCCCACUCUUCGCUUCCACGGCGCGCUACAAUGUGCAUGCAGGCAGCAACAGUGGGCUCGCACAGUCCAGACAGGGCCUCCCCACCAAACAAGGUCGAUCCACAUACCCUCCUAGCAACCACUCUGGUGCUGCUCCCCCGUCAAGACAUCUCGUUACCUCCUCUGCCGAUGCUUAUGCAAAUCAACAUACUCAGACAGAUAACCUGAAUUUGCGCCAACGAAACCAAAACAACGCGCUUUCUUCGUCGCGACCUUCUGGAUUUGAUCUGGACAACUGGCUCAGGGCAUCGCAGGCGCCAUCGGCUCUCAGGACCUCUCCCAGUCUCGGAGCUCUCGCCACAUUUGACCUCUCAGAUCGCAUCAAUCGAGCGGGUGCGUUGAGCGAGGCUGGCACUCGUCGUAGACGUCAUCACGGUGGCUCAGCAUCCGGUCUUAGUGCGGGCGUAUUGAGCGCAGGUCCGGAGUCACCUUGUAGCCGUAGAAAGGCAAGCGUAACCUCCAGUCGCCGUGACCUGAGCGGCUACUCAUCCUUGUCAUCCGAUCAUCCGGUCCUGAUGGCAUCUCUUGAGCUCAACAAAGAGGCAGAGUCUCGGACCAUUGACACCAUUGAGGAGUGGCGCGCCAAGUCCGGUUCCCCAUCGGCGUUAAAUGCUUCUGGCACUCAAUCCACUCUGGCGCCAGACCGCGACACUAGCGGCGUCCAGCCAUCUGAUAUUGCUCCAAGACGCCGACGCAAAAGCUCCGUCAAGUCGAGCUCCCGCCCCGUGUCCACGGACGGCCCUCCGCCUGCGCUGCCACCCAUCCCAUCAAAUUUUGCCACAGAAUCUGUCACGUCCAGAACCGGUCGCAGACGAAGGAAGGAUACUGAAACUGCUGUUGCCGGCCUUCUUUCGCCAGUUAGGGCGGUCUCCUCGCAUCGGUGGCCAACAGCAGCACCAGCAACAAUGUCAAACUUAACGCCCGCUGUGCGCGAUCUUUACGUGCUGUCAGGUCUGCACUCACAAGCAGAGACGCCCGUGCGUCGAUUGAUCCGCUGGCUAGCCAAAGAGCAACUCAACACCACCAUCCUACCGCUUGUGUUGAUGACGUCGUUCCUGAUCCGCUGGGUGGUAGCCAGAGGCGAUUGGAGCGGUCGAGGCGCAGAGCCUAUGCACGGAGACUUCGAAGCACAACGUCACUGGAUCGAGCUUACCCUGCAUCUUCCAACAACAAAAUGGUAUUUUUACGAUCUACAGUACUGGGGCCUUGACUAUCCGCCCCUGACAGCGUGGGUCAGCUUGGCCUAUGGCUACGCUUCCCGACUCUUUCCCCCUGUAACCGCCGGGUUUGACUUUGAGAGCUCCAGAGGCAACGAAGAUGAGGCGACCGCCACCUUCAUGCGCGCGACGGUUAUCGUCGGCGACCUGCUCUUCUAUCUACCCGCCAUCGCACUGUUCCUCGGUCGCAAACUCGAGGGACGAGGCAGACGGACACAAGCCAUCGCCCUCUUUUCCAUCAUGCUUCAGCCUGCGCUCAUCCUCAUCGACCACGGCCACUUCCAGUACAACAGCAUCAUGCUCGGCUUUGCCACAGCUUGUUUUGCGCUCCUACAUACAUCUUUGCCACACCCAGGUGCCGCUACUUCUUCCCGUCCUGCAGCACGUGUACGCAGCCAGGCAGUGGCCGAUCUUUCGCGCCGCCUCAGUUAUGAAUACAUUGCCGCGGCGGUGUUUUUCUGCCUCAGUUUAUCGUUCAAACAGAUGGCGCUCUAUUAUGCGCCUGCUGUAUUCGCCAUCAUGCUGGGUCGAUGCAUCGGUCUCGCGCACGUCGAUCCUGAACGCGGCCUUACACUAUUCAUUGGCCUUGGCCUUGCGGUGAUCAUCACUUUUGGUGUGGUAUUUGCACCGUGGCUGACCAGUCUGGAACAGAUUGGUCAGAUUGUGCAUCGAAUCUUUCCGCUGGCGCGCGGACUAUUUGAGGACAAGGUCGCAAACGUGUGGUGCCUCUUUUCGGUCUUACCCUUGCCGGCGCGGUUCAAGCUGAAAAACGUGAUGGCGGCAUCAGCUUUGGCGAGGUUGAGUCUCGUGGUGACGUUGAUCGCAAUUCUACCAGGGUGCUGUUUGCUGUUCUGGGCUGCGGGUCAAACAGCCAAGAUGGAGACAAUGGUUGCGCAAGAAUCGGUCCAAACAACACAGAUGGAAAAAGCGCCACCAGGGAUGAUGUCGAGCGCUACAGGGAGUGUCAAGGAGAUCAGUGGAGCUGCAUCGCAUCGAUCAGGUACUGCUCGGAGUCGCAGAUCGACUUCAGUGGUAGGAUCAGCUGCUGGCGCACCAGCACGCUCCGAGAUCGAAUCGCUUCUCGCCGGAUCCGUCUCGAAGUCGCACAGUGGUCGAAUUAGCCAUAUCGGUCCAAUUCAAGAAUCAUUCGCCCUCUCGCACGAUUCGGACUACCCGCGCGCCAUGAGUGGGGCUGAUGCUCGUCCAGUAGCAUCCACCUUACCUUCUCCCGCGGCUCAAAUGCUGGUCUACGGCUUGGUCAAUGUCUCGUCUGCCUUCUUCCUGUUCGGCUUUCAAACGCACGAAAAGUCCAUCCUUCUUCCUCUUCUGCCCAUGACACUCUUGUUGGGCGCUAAAGGCGAUACCUGGGGAGGACAAAUUACCGCAGCGCGUGAUUGGGAGUGGAGCGUGUGGUUCAACAAUAUGGCCACGUUUUCGCUGUUUCCGUUGCUCAAAAAGGAUGGUCAGAGUUUGCAGUACGUUGUGCUGACGCUGGGAUGGAAUUGGCUCAUCGGGAAUCUCGAGGUGCCGUUCAAACCGUUGGCUAGCGUCAAGAUUGCAACGAGCAAAACUACGUCAUUCUUCCGACGGCUCAGUAUUUUGACGUAUACGGCGGCGCUGGGGUUGCUCGUGAUAGAACUGAUAUUGCCAAGAUGCAUGCCGAGCUUGCAGGCAAGAGUUUGGUCGAGGUAUCCGGACAUCUAUCCGGUGCUGAAUGUUCUGCUCACUGCGCCGUGCUUUGUGGUGAUAUACGUGUGGGCACUGGUCAGACAGGUUCAAGUGGCUUUUGCGAAUGGGUGGGAGAUUUCGCUGUUCACCACUGGCAAGAAGAGUUCUCAGAAAAGAGUGAAAACUUCAUAG